Messenger RNA from Xiphias gladius (swordfish), 8394 nucleotides. It is a transcript of the gene myh14, whose product is annotated as myosin, heavy chain 14, non-muscle. Bases 191 to 6367 code for a protein of 2058 amino acids. The record is from RefSeq and is a predicted model, not a curated record. Gene Ontology annotation, cellular component: myosin complex. NCBI's taxonomy places the organism in Eukaryota, Metazoa, Chordata, Actinopteri, Istiophoriformes, Xiphiidae. Gene Ontology annotation, molecular function: ATP binding; cytoskeletal motor activity; actin filament binding. The transcript has 46 exons.
GCUCCCCGUCUGUUUUAUUCUCAGUGUGUGCGGCUUCACUGAGAGAGCGGUGCAAUGAUAAAAGCCGCAUAUGCGGUAGGCUAUACACCUAUCAGUCAGGAAAAUACCCACGAAACAGCCUCAUCCCGGUUCACCUCGCACCACAGCCUUAUUCCCGACUCAGAGCGGAACCUGAAGUGCCAGUAUUACCAUGUCCAGGCCAACGGGGGGUGGUGCCAAUGAUGUCACCCGCUUCCUGUCAUCAGGGGCGCCAGGGUCUCCCACCUCCAACUCUAUGUUCUCCGCUGCCAGCCAGGCCGACUGGGCAGCCAAAAGGCUGGUGUGGGUGCCAUCGGAGAAGCAUGGCUUUGAGUCGGCCAGUAUUCGGGAGGAGCGUGGAGACGAGGUGGAGGUUGAGCUUACAGACAGCCAGCGGAAGUUGACUCUGUCCAGGGAGGAAGUGCAACGGAUGAACCCUCCUCGCUUCAGUAAAGUGGAGGACAUGGCCGACCUCACCUGCCUCAACGAAGCCUCUGUGUUGCACAACCUGAGAGAGAGAUACUACUCUGGUUUGAUCUAUACAUAUUCAGGAUUGUUUUGCGUGGUGGUGAACCCUUACAAGAACCUGCCCAUCUACACAGAGUCCAUCGUGGAGAUGUACCGGGGAAAAAAACGCCACGAGAUGCCCCCGCACAUCUACGCCAUAUCAGAGGCUGCCUAUCGCAGCAUGCUACAAGACAGAGAAGAUCAGUCAAUCCUCUGCACAGGCGAGUCUGGAGCCGGGAAAACAGAGAACACUAAGAAAGUCAUCCAGUAUUUGGCUCAUGUUGCCUCCUCCCAUAAGAGUGGCACUCUGGGUAGGAACAAGGAAGCUCUGCAGAUGGAUGGCUCUAGGUCCUUAACAAGAGGAAUAACUAUGGUGAACAGGAGUAUACAAUAUGGCGAGCUGGAGAAACAGCUGCUGCAGGCCAACCCCAUACUGGAGGCCUUUGGCAAUGCAAAGACUGUCAAGAAUGACAACUCUUCUAGAUUUGGUAAAUUCAUCCGCAUUAAUUUUGAUGUGGCAGGUUACAUUGUCGGUGCUAACAUUGAGACCUACCUUCUUGAAAAGUCUCGGGCCACUCGUCAGGCCAAAGAUGAGAGGACGUUCCACAUCUUUUACCAGUUGUUGUGUGGAGCUUCAGAGGAAACAAGAGCGGACCUGCUCUUAGGAACUGCUGACGAUUACCGCUUUCUCAGUGGAGGCUCCAUCCCUGUUCCUGGUCAGAGCGAUUCAGAGAACUUCACCCAAACCAUGGACUCUAUGGCCAUAAUGGGCUUCACCCCAGAAGAGUUGAUAUCCAUGCUGAAGGUGAUCUCCUCUGUGCUCCAGUUUGGGAACAUUUCCUUCAUGAAAGAGAAGAACCAGGACCAAGCCUCCAUGCCUGAUAACACAGCUGCUCAGAAACUGUGCCAUCUGCUGGGCAUCAACGUGCUAGAGUUCACUCGGGCCAUCCUCACUCCCAGGAUCAAAGUGGGUCGAGAGUAUGUGCAGAAGGCCCAGACUAAAGAACAGGCUGACUUUGCUGUGGAGGCCUUGGCAAAGGCCACAUAUGAGCGUCUGUUCAGAUGGUUGGUGCAUCGGAUCAACAGAGCUCUGGACCGCAGACAGAGACAGGGAGCCUCCUUCAUAGGGAUCCUUGAUAUUGCUGGAUUUGAGAUCUUCCAGCUAAACUCCUUUGAGCAGCUGUGCAUCAACUACACCAACGAGAAGCUGCAGCAGCUCUUCAACCACACCAUGUUCAUCCUGGAGCAGGAGGAGUACCAGCGGGAGGGCAUCGAGUGGAACUUCAUCGACUUUGGCCUGGACUUACAGCCCUGCAUCGACCUCAUUGAGAGACCGGCCCACCCACCUGGUGUUUUGGCCCUUCUGGAUGAAGAGUGCUGGUUUCCUCGGGCGACAGACCGCUCAUUUGUGGAGAAGCUGUCUGCUGAGCAAGGCAGCCAUCCAAAAUUCUUCAAGUCAAAGCAGCCGCGUGGGGAAGCUGACUUCUCCAUCAUUCACUAUGCUGGAAAGGUGGACUAUAAGGCAGAUGAUUGGUUGGUGAAGAACAUGGAUCCUCUGAACGACAAUGUGGCAUCUCUUCUCCACCAGUCAUCAGAUCAUUUUGUCUCAGAGCUCUGGAAGGAGGAUAUUCAAACUCUUCCUCGUGUGUACUUCUUUGACUCCUAUGCCACACUACAGGCUAAUGGCUCCGACAUGGACAGGAUCGUGGGUCUGGACCAGGUGUCGUCAGGAGAGAACAGCGGGCCGGUCACAUUCGGAGCAGCAGGACUGAAGACAAAGAAGGGAAUGUUCAGAACUGUUGGUCAGCUUUAUAAAGAGUCUCUAACCAAGCUGAUGGCCACACUGAGGAACACCAACCCCAACUUCCUCCGCUGCAUCAUCCCCAACCACGAGAAGAGGGCCGGUAAGCUGUCUCCCCACUUGGUUUUGGAUCAGCUGAGGUGUAAUGGUGUUCUGGAGGGGAUCCGUAUCUGCAGACAAGGCUUCCCUAACCGCAUCCCAUUCCAGGAGUUCAGACAGAGAUAUGAGAUACUGACUCCCAAUGCUAUUCCUCGCACCUUCAUGGAUGGCAAACAGGCAUCAGAACUCAUGAUCAGUGCUUUGGAGCUCGAUCACAACCUGUUCAGGGUGGGUCAGAGUAAAGUCUUCUUCAGAGCUGGAGUCUUGGCUCACCUGGAAGAAGAGAGAGACCUAAAGAUCACUGACACCAUCAUACGCUUUCAGAGCGCUGCCAGAGGCUACCUAGCGCGCAAAGCCUUUUUGAAGAAGCAGCAGCAACUGAGCGCACUGAGGGUGAUGCAGCGGAACUGUGCUGCUUACCUCAAACUCAGGAACUGGCAGUGGUGGCGGCUGUUCACUAAGGUGAAACCCCUGCUGCAGGUGACCCGGCAGGAUGAGGAGAUCCAGGUCAGGGAAGCUGAACUUCAGAAGGCAAAGGAUAAGCUCACCCGAGUGGAGCAGGACUACACUGAGCUGGACAGGAAACACGCUCAGCUGAUGGAGGAAAAGUCAGUGCUGGCUGACCAGCUACAGGCAGAGGCGGAGCUGUUUGCUGAGGCAGAGGAGAUGAGAGCCAGGCUGGCCAGUCGGAAGCAGGAGCUGGAGGAAGUGCUGGGCGAGCUGGAGAGUCGAUUGGAGGAAGAGGAGGAGAGGGGCGUGCAUCUGACCAAUGAGAAGAAGAGGAUGCAGCAGAAUAUACAGGACCUGGAGGAGCAGUUAGAGGAGGAGGAAAGUGCCCGACAGCGCCUCCUGCUGGAGAAGGUUACCUUGGAGACCAAAGUGAAAAGUCUGGAAACCGACCUGCUGAAUGCAGUGGAGCAGAGAGACCGACUCAGCAAGGAGAAGAAACAGUUAGAGGAGCGCCUGAGCGAGGUCACCGACCAGCUCACCGAGGAAGAGGAGAAAACCAAAAGUCUGAACAAACUCAAGAACAAACAGGAGGCUGUCAUCGCUGACCUAGAGGAGCGCCUGAAGCGUGAAGAGCAGGGUCGCUUGGAGCAGGAGAAGUGGAAGAGGAGGAUGGAGAGCGAGUCGGUGGAAGCCCAGGAGCAGCUCUCAGACCUGGGCAUGCUGGCAGCCGAGCUGAGGGGCAGUCUGGCUCAGAAGGAAAAGGAAAUCACCACCUUACAGGGCCGUUUGGAGGAAGAGGGUGCUCGUCGUGCUGAAGCUCAGAGGGCACUGAGGGAGGCCAUGUCCCAGGUGUCUGAGCUAAAGGAGGAAGUGGAGAAUGAGCGAGGAAUGAGGGAAAGGGCAGAGAAGCAGAGGCGAGACCUGGGGGAGGAGUUGGAGGCUUUGAGAACCGAGCUGGAGGACACUUUGGACACCACAGCUGCCCAGCAGGAGCUAAGGUCUCGUCGGGAGGCAGAGUUAAGUGAGCUCCAGCGAUGUGUUGAAGAGGAGACUCGCCGCCAUGAGGCCCAGCUAUCAGAGCUCAGAGUCAAACACAGUGCCGCCAUAGACAGCCUCCAGGAACAGCUCGACAACAGCAAGAGAGUGCGUCAGUCCCUGGAGAAGGCCAAGGCAGUGCUGGAGGAGGAGAGGCAGAGUUUGACCUCUGAGCUCAAGAGUCUCCAAGCGAGCCGCACAGAGAGCGAGAGAGGUCGUAAGAGGGCUGACGGUCACCUGCAGGAGCUCAGUGCCCGCCUGGCUCAGGCUGACAGAGAGAGGGAGGACAGGGAGGAGCGAAUACACAAGCUACAGUGUGAGAUUGAGUCUCUCUCCAGCAAUCUGUCCUCCUCGGACACCAAAUCCCUUCGGCUCUCGAAAGAGGUCAGCAGUCUGGAGAGCCAGCUGCAUGAUGCAAAGGAAUUGCUGCAGGAUGAAACUCGUCAGAAGAUGGCUCUGGCCUCGAGGGUGCGAGCGCUGGAGGAGGAGAAGAACGGACUGAUGGAAAGACUCGAGGAGGAGGAGGAAAGAGCCAAAGAGUUGUCCCGGCAGAUACAGACUCACACCCAGCAGCUGGUGGAGGUUCGUAAGCAGUCGGAGGAGGUCAACACUGCAGUGGAAGCUGGAGAGGAGACACGCAGGAAACUUCAGAGAGAACUGGACAGCGCCAUCCAAAGGGAGCGCCAGAAGGAGGAGGAAAAGGAGAGAGUGGAGAGACAGAGGGAACGUCUGAGGGAGGAGAUAGAGGACAUGACGCUGGCCCUGCAGAGGGAGAGGCAGAACUGCACGGCCCUGGAGAAGAGGCAGAAGAAGUUUGACCAGUGUCUGGCAGAGGAGAAGGCGGUGAGCACUCGGCUGGCAGAGGAGAGGGACAGAGCAGAAGCAGACAGCCGAGAGAAGGAGACAAGAUAUCUUGCACUGUCCCGAGCCCUGCAGGAGGCCCAGUACCAGAGGGAAGAGCUAGAGAGGGCAAACAAGCAGCUCCGUGUGGAAAUGGAACAGCUUGUAAACCAGCAGGAUGAUGUCGGCAAGAAUGUUCAUGAGCUGGAGCGGACCCGGAGGAACUUAGAAACAGAAGCCCAGAACCUGCGAGUUCAGACACAGGAGCUGGAGGAGGAGCUGGCGGAGGCGGAGAACUCGAGGCUGAGACUGGAGGUCACCCUGCAGGCGCUCAAGGCUCAGUUUGAGAGGGAGAUCAGCACCAGCGAGGAGAAGGGAGAGGAGAAGAGGAGGGCACUCAGCAAACAGGUGAGGGAGUUGGAGAUCCAGCUGGAGGAGGAGAGGAGUCAGCGGUCUCAGGCUGUGUCCUCCAAGAAGCAGCUGGAGGCAGAGCUGCAUGAGGCCGAGGUCCAGGUGGAGACAGUCAGCCGUGGCAAGGAGGAGGCUGUGAAGCAGCUACGGAGGCUGCAGGGUCAAAUGAAGGAAGUUCUUCGCGAGCUGGAUGAGACCAAGUUGACUCGGGAUGAGGUGAUGGCCCAGUCGAAAGAUAGCGAGAAGAAAAUCCAAACCCUGGAAGCAGAAGUCCUGCAACUCACUGAGGAGCUUUCUGUGUCAGAGAGACAGAGGAGACAGGCUCAGCAGGAAAGAGACGAGAUGGCUGACGAGAUGGUCAACAGCAGUUCUGGAAAAACUGCGUUAUGUGAAGAGAAGCGGAGGUUAGAGGCUCGGGUCAGUCAGCUGGAAGAGGAGCUCGAGGAGGAACAGACCAACUCUGAACUACUGGCAGAGAGACAAAGGAAGACAGCUCUACAGGUGGAAACUCUGACCGUGCAGCUGCAGGGAGAGAGGACUUUGGCCCAGAAGGCGGAAGCGGCUCGGGAGCAGCUAGAGAGACAGAACAAGGAGCUGAAGACCCGGCUGGGCGAGCUGGAGGGAGCCAUGAGGGGCAAACACAGGCUCAGCGUCGCCGCCCUGGAGGCAAAGAUAGAGUCAAUGGAGGAGCAGCUGGAACAAGAGAGACAGGAACGAGCAAUUGCCAACAAACUGGUGCGAAAGACAGAGAAGAAAUUGAAGGAGGUGAUGAUGCAAGCAGAGGACGAGAGGAGACAUGCAGACCAGUACAGAGAACAGCUGGAUAAGUCGAUGGUCCGACUGAAGCAGCUGAAGAGGCAGCUGGAGGAGGUGGAGGAGGAGAAUUCUCGCUCCAACGCCCAGAAGAGGAAGCUGCAGAGAGAGCUGGAGGAGCUCACCGACAGCAGUCAAACCAUGACACGAGAGAUCACCUCCCUCCGCAGCCAACUCAGCGUCCCCGAAUGGAGACCAGAUAAGCGUGCUCCGUUGCCCCUGGCAAUGCGUGGACGCAGAGCAUUGGUUGAUGACCUCUCGUUGGAGAACUCCGACUCGGAAGAGCCCCCAGCCUCUCCGACUCCCUCCUCUGGACUCCCGGGAACCCCCACUCCCUCCUCUGAACACAGUCUCGACCCUCCACCGCCCUACAGCGUCAACAACACAGAGUGACGCACAUAUAGACUCAGUUACACACAUAACGUGUACACAAACACACACACUCACAGCCUGGACUACUCAGGGGUGAAGGUGUGACAUGCACACACUAGAUAACAACGCUGUAGUGUAUAGAAGUAAACAAACAAAGUCAUAUAGGAUGCAUACAUCAGGCACCAGAAUUAUAAAACAACCUCUGAUAUAUUGAUGCUCUUUAAGAUUUUGCCCUUUUUUUUCUGAGCAAAUACAGACAACAUGUAAAAAUGAGAUUUUACAAAGAGGCAACUGGAAUUAAUUUUUAUUUUGUAACAAACUGUGACAUAAAAAGCAACAUAACAAAGACUGGAAAUUUCUACAUUACAGUGCAUUACAUCUCUUUAAUGCACCUCCGAGAAACUAAACUACAUCUCCUGGAGUUCUAAGGGUAAAGUAAGUUAUUACCAAUGAAUUUCAGGAUGCUGUACAGUACUUAGUGAGCAGAAAACAUUACGAUGGUCCUGUCUUUUACAUUAGGAGGUAUUUCAAAACUAAGCCAUGUUUAACCCUUUGAUGAGGAUUGAAUAAAUAUACAAUCUGAUUUUACAAAGGGCUGCUGUAGGGUGAAAAUUACUUCUGAAAGGUGUUAAGACAAUCGAUACUAAUGUUACAUAAAAUAGCCAACGGGAGAAAUCAAAUACAGACAUGGAAAAGAGAAUUUCACGUUCUUUACGAGUGUGUUUUAUGUGCAAAUGUGAUUUGCGACAUCUUCAUAUGUCAGUGAACUUUUUAAAAAACACAAAUGAUAGUUGGAAUAAUCUGGAAAACAGAGAAAAAAAAACAGUGAAGGACAGACAAUAUUUAUUCAAACUUGUAUCAAAAUGUUCGAUUAGAAACUGGGAAACAGUACACUAACAUAUUGAUCUCAUUUUCAUAUCACACUGGUCACAGUUUUAGUACAUUUGACCAUAAAAAGCUGUCUACAUGCAGUCACACUCUCUGCAUUAAGGUUGUAUUAAAUGAUAAAUCCUUUUUCUAUAGAUUAGACAACAGUAUGUUGUAGACAAAGCAGUAGGUAGUAUUAGGUAGUUUCUUUAACUAAAGUCUUCACAUACUGCUUCAGAAAUUUGAAUUUGUUUGUAUAAUUUAUAUGAAAUAUGAACUUAAGUUAUUGAUCGGUGGUUGCUUUCUGUACGACUCCGUAUUGUAGGGGGGAAGCAUGUUAGUCUGAUUAUUUCUGCUUUGGCUGGCACUGAUGUCAGGCUGGACUGGGUUACAUUCACGGACAGAUUCGUAUAGACUUGUUUCAGUCAGCAUUACAGGAUCAGGUCUUUUUGCAUGGAAGACCUUUCUGGUUCAAGUCAUCGGUGGUGUAGAAAAGAACAUAAAAAUUAUGGAUUUACUACCAUAAACUACCACUGUCUUAAUUUAUGUUUUUAUCCAAAGCAAAACAAAUUGGGACAAUGGAUCUUUUUUUUUCUUGUCUCAGACUGAUAAACACAUCACACUUUAUUUUGACAAGCAUCUUGUACAUUGUAAUUUUGAUUUUCACUGAUUAACUGUGUAAAUUAUUGAUCAAACAAAGCUUUUGUGUUUAACCAAAUGGUGGGCGUAUGGAUGAGAUAAAGGGACGUACAUUUGUAGUAAACGUAGAGUAGCUGUAGAAUAGAGUAGAUAACAAGAGUAGAAGCUGGUUAGGUGUUCUACUAUCAUCCAGUGACUACUGGAUGUUUUCUUCAGUAGAAUAAACUCAGUCUCUGCUCACAGUUCCUGUGUAGAAGAUUGUAGAAUAACUGAGCACGACACUCAAAGCAUUUUCAGAUACUAGUAGUAUUAGAUUAAAAAUGACAAUGGAGGCACUGAGGAAUUCAUUUUUAUGAAGAAAACAGCAAGUAGAAAAACAAGUAGAUUUUUUUUUUCCCUAGCUAACGAAACUCAAAAUGACAUACAUGUGUGUGGUGUAAACCCAAACACAUGCAGCUUGAUGAUGACCCUUCUGUGAAACAGAUAUUUUUGUGAAACCUGGUUUUAAGGAUGCUUUCCUUUUAGGUGAAUAAUCUCCCCAU